This is a messenger RNA of Sesamum indicum (sesame), 1372 nucleotides long. RefSeq names its product P-loop containing nucleoside triphosphate hydrolases superfamily protein. NCBI's taxonomy places the organism in Eukaryota, Viridiplantae, Streptophyta, Magnoliopsida, Lamiales, Pedaliaceae. Gene Ontology annotation, molecular function: kinase activity; ATP binding. The record is from RefSeq and is a predicted model, not a curated record.
UCGUUUUAGAGUUUCCAUACUUAGUGUCUACUUUCCGAGUAAAUAGUUAGGAGGGUAACGUGAAAACGCAUGUGAGUGAGGGGAGACUGCUGAUUUGUGUCUAAAACCGUUUUUCCAAUUCUGCUAAGUAGUUAUUGGAUCAGAUCAUAAAAAAUAAAUAAAGAGAAGGAAAGGGAUUCCGAUCAGCUCUCACAACACUCUGCCAUCUGCUGUGACUGUCCGUUUUGAGUUGGGGUUAUGGAGGUUUCGUCGUUUUCAACCACCUGCAAACCACUCCACCACUCUCCCUCACCCUCAGAUGCAUUUCGACUGGAAAGAACAUGGUUUCCCCGGCGGAAUCAGGUUCAUUUGUUUCCGACAAAGAUAGCCUUGAGGCCUUUAGUGGGUCAUACUGGCAUUUUAACAUGGAAAACACAAAAUGCCCAGGCAUUGAACUGUCAAUUGAAGGAAGUUCCCAUCAUAGAGGCAGGGUGCAUGGAUGAAAUAUAUGAUACCUUGGCUGAACGACUUCUUCCCACUGCAGCAGCUGAAUCAAAUCCCAAUUUUAAGCAUAUUGUUGGUCUUUGCGGGCCUCCUGGUGCUGGGAAGAGCACUGUUGCAUCUCGGGUAGCUCGCCGUGUCAAUGAGUUAUGGCCUCAAAGGUCUUCUUGCUUUGAUUCUCAAGUUGAGUCCCCAGAAGUUGCAAUCGUGCUUCCCAUGGAUGGAUUCCAUCUUUAUCGUCAUCAAUUGGAUGCAAUGAAGGAUCCAGAGGAAGCUCAUGCAAGAAGGGGAUCUCCUUGGACAUUUGACCCUGAACGUCUGCUGAGAUGUCUCACGAAUCUGAGAAACAAGGGUUCAGUGUAUGCCCCAUCUUUUGACCAUGGUGUGGGUGAUCCUGUUGAAGAUGACAUCUUUGUGAGCCUUCAGCACAAAGUAGUGAUUGUUGAAGGUAACUACUUGCUUUUGGAUGAGGACAUCUGGAGGGAUAUCUCAUCUAUAUUUGAUGAGAAGUGGUUCAUUGAUGUUGACAUUGAGACAGCAAUGCAACGGGUCUUGAGAAGACACAUAUCCACAGGAAAGCGUCCUGAUGUUGCUAAAUGGCGGAUAGAUUAUAAUGACCGGCCCAACGCAGAGCUGAUUAUCAAGUCAAGCAAAAAAGCUGAUCUGAUAAUCAAGUCAGUCGACUUCUCAAGGUGAAUCACACGCUAAUAAAAUAAUAGACUCGUAUGUUCAGCUCAACCUUUAUUUUGUGGAUAAAAUUCCAGUAAUGGCUGAAUGCUGCUUCUGUCAAUAAAUCUGUAAAGAGACCCAUCUUCAUUCUAUUAAGUCUGUGUGUCCAGCACAGUUAAUAAAGCUUUACAUUUCAUUUCUGUAAAUUUAGUUGUUUAUACCA